Messenger RNA from Boleophthalmus pectinirostris (great blue-spotted mudskipper), 4220 nucleotides. It is a transcript of the gene pho, whose product is annotated as phoenix. Bases 316 to 3954 code for a protein of 1212 amino acids. The record is from RefSeq and is a predicted model, not a curated record. The transcript is spliced from 5 exons. Lineage: Eukaryota; Metazoa; Chordata; Actinopteri; Gobiiformes; Gobiidae. Gene Ontology annotation, biological process: transcription by RNA polymerase I.
CUUUGUUUGUUGGUCACAUGGCCAUGCGUGACGUCCAUUCACUUCCUGUAUACGCGAAAGGUUCACAUGUGCAGUUAUUUUUCUGUAGCCUAUGCUAUUUUAUGCCCAGCAAAGAAAACUUAUAAAUUGUAGUUUAAGAUAAAUGUUUGCAAGUGUUUCGGACUGUCGUGGGGAAGUUUUUAACUGCACGGUUGAGAAUAUCUCAACCAGUGAGAUACCUAAUAAUAGUAUCAUGCUUAAGUCACCCAUGUAGUUUUGGGGGUAAUAGGUCAAGAAAACAUUUGCUGACGUGAAGAACAAUAACAAAUCGCGUUUAUGGACAGCAGUAUUAUAAAUGAAAUGGGAAUUGGACCUGUUGAAGGUGAAGAAAGUGAUUCUGGAGACAGUGUUUUCCUCACCCAGAUACCACAGAACAUAAUACCUAAUGCUGCACGAUCACCUCGUCUCAGUCAAAGAUCCAAGCCAAUAUCCCCCAGAUUUUUUGAGGCUGGGUCAUCAUCUAGUAGUGAAGAUGAAGGUGGCCCUAGGAGAAGAAAAAGGCACCCACUGCUCCUUAAAUACAACUUUCCUUUUCUUAACCAAAAGAAGUCACAGUUGCCUGAAGACAGAUCUCUGUCCACAGCCAGAAACCGCACCCUCCAUUAUACAGGUAUGGCAGGAUUUUUUAGUUGUGUUGGUGAGAUGUGGCCAAGUGGUCAAAGAAGAGAAUCUUUUGAAUCAAUAUUACCAACAGUUGAUGCAGACAAUGAACAAAUAACACCAAUAAUGGAAGAUGAUCAGUCAGGUGAAGAGGAUGUCAAAAUAAUUGAUAAGAGGCUGUUUGUAUACUCAAUUAAACCCAAGAUAACCAAGAGUUCACAGCCUUGGUUUAAAUCUUUGAGAAAUAAAAUUGCUGAAACUACAAAACCAACCAUCUCACAGCAACAUUUUGGGACAGAAAAGAUGUCACAGUCCGCAUCUAAAAUGCCUGAAGGUUUGCCAAAGGAAGUAUAUACAGUUCUGGACAGCAGCAGUGACAGUGAUGAAACAUUCAUUGAUGAAUCCAUCAAACCAAGAAGCCCAGCAAAUGAUGCACACAAUGAUACAGUAAAUUUAACUCAAGUAAACCAAGUUACAGACCAUAGCGAUGUGUUGUGCCCAUUAGAUGAAUCAGACAUUGAAAGCCAAAGCAUUCUGCAAAAUAAUCCAUUGGACAUUAGAGGGAGACAUUUUGACAAUAUUUAUGAUGUGAAAGAGCUGUUGAGCAGUAAGACAAAACAAGGAGAUAAAAGACUGGAAGAUGAAAAUGAAACACUGAAUACAUCGUUUAGCCAAGAGAGUGUUGAUCUUUUUGAAGAUUACAUUACAAGUUAUCAGUCACCUCACCGGCACAAAGCUAAUACCCCAAAGAAAUCUAACAGCAAUGACUUAAUAACUGAGAAUAAUGGAGAUACUGCAGAAAAGCUUAAUGAUGUGGAAAGUGACUUGGAAGCUUCUUCAUUGACAGAACUUAUGCCUGCAAGUUACAAUCAAGAAAAUCAAGUAAAAGGACAAAAUGUGCCUAAAGAUGCUGAGCUGCUACUUUGUACAAAUGAUAAUAAUCAUGGUGAUGGAACUGUACAGAAGAAAAAAGAUGAUAUGGAAAAUGCUGAAAAAGAACUAUAUAGAACUAAUUUAGAUCCAAUGCAAAUUGAGAGUAAUCUUGAAAAAGAGGUAACAGAACAAAGUCUGCUUGAAGAUGCUGUACAUAAAAACAAAAAAUGUGAUGUGGAAAAUGAUAAAGAACAAAAUUGGACUUAUUCAGAUUCAUUGCAAAUGGUGAAUAAUUUAGAAGAAGUAAAAGGACAAAGUCUGCCUGAUGUGGACAAUGAAAAAACUGAACAAAGUGGGACAAAUUUAGGGAAUAAUCAAGAACAAGAAAAAGAAGUAUCAGGACAAAGUCUGCCUGAAGAUGCUGAACGACUGUCUUGUCCAAAUGUUGAUCUUGAAGAUAAUGGUGAUGGUACUGUACACAAGAAGAAAAAACAUAAAAAGAAAAAAGGUGAUGUGGAAAAUGAGGAAAUGGAACAAAAUUUUACAAAUUUACAUCCACAACAAAUAGUGAGUAAUCUAGAAGAAUUAAAAGGACAAAGUCUGCCUGAAGAUGCUGAACUGCUGUCUUGUCCAAUUGUUGACGUUCAAGAUAAUGGUGAUGGUGCUGUACGCAAGAAGAAAAAACAUAAAAAGAAAAAAGGUGAUGUGGAAAAUGAGGAAAUUGAUCAAAAUUUGACUAAUUUACAUCCACAACAAAUAGUGAGUAAUCUAAAAGAAGUAAAAGGACAAAAUCUGCGUGAAGAUGCUGAACUGCUGUCUUGUCCAAAUGUUGAUCUUGAAGAUAAUGGUGAUGGUACUGUAUGCAAGAAGAAAAAACAUAAAAAGAAAAAAGGUGAUGUGGCAAAUGAAGAAACAGAACAAAAUGUGACUAAUUUAGAAUCAUUGCAAACAGGGAAUAGUCUAGAAAAAGAAGUACCAGGACAAAGUCUGCCUGAAGAUACUGAACUGCUGUGUUGUAAAAUUGGUGAUAUUCAAAAUAAGAGUGAUGGUACUGUACGCAAAAAGAAAAAACAUAAAAAGAAAAACGGUGAUGUGGAAAAUAAUAAGGAACAAAAUGGGACUUAUUUAGAUCCACUGCAAAUAGAGAAUAUUGGAGAAUCACAUAAUAACACUAUAGUGGACAAAACGGUGUCUAAUAUGAGUGAUCGCAAAAGAAAACUUAAAAAGAAGCGAAAGGCAGCCCGUGAUUGUGAUGAUGAAUUUGCUCUAAAAGAAUUCCAACUUACCACCUCAUCUGGAUUAGUUGAGAGUCAAGAAAUUUCCAUGCUUGUAAACAAUGAUGAUAUUGAUGCAGACCGCUUAGCAAUACAAGAUGAUGAACCAGUGUCUAUUAGGAAAAAGAAAAAGAAAAAAAAGCAUGUUUCAUCUGCUGAAAAAGAACAAAAUGGGACUUAUUUAGAUCCCAUGCAAAUUGUGAAUAAUGGAAAUUUAGAUGACAUCAUUGCAGUGGACAAAAUUGUGUCAGACAUGAGUGAUAACGAAAGAAGACAUAAAAAUAAGCGAAAGGCAGUCUCUGAUGAGGAUUUACCUUUGAAAAAAUCUCCACUUCAUAACACAGACAAAAAGAGCUCAUCUGAUUUAGUUAGGUAUGGUAAAAAUUCUGAACUUGUAAAUAAUGACAAUACUGAUACAGACUGCUUAUUAAUACAAGGUGAUGAGUCUGUGAAAAAGAAAAAGAAAAGGAAGGUUCACCCUAUGGCAGAAAGAGUGGAAAAUGUUACUCUAAGUGUUUCACUGUCUGGAGAGGGUCAUGGGUCAGACGGACUUGACAUCAGCACAUAUUAUAUUGAAUCAGCAGAAAAUUAUACAUGUUUACAAGAGACUGAAUUGGGUAACAAAGUAAAAAAGAAGAAAAAGAAGAAUAGGAAUGGUGAACUUAACAAUUUAGACCCAAAUGCUAAAGUCAUGGAAAACCCAGAAAUGAAUGAAUGUAAUAAAGGCAGUGAUUGUGACAACACUGAAGUGAACCAACCUCCCAAUGAUGAAGGUGAUCGUCUCAAGAAGAAGAAGAAGAAAAAGAAAACCUCUCAAAGUGAACACUGUCAAACUGGCAUGGGAAAAACAACAGCUGAGGGAGUAAACGAGGGUGCUAUACUAAGCACAAAAGAAUCUGAAUGCCCAGAAAGAAAAAAGAGAGAUAAAAAGAGACAGCUUUGUGAUGGUGAGAGUAUAGUUGUGGAGACUUCAGAAGAGACUGAGCUAGAGCAAAGUACAGUGAAAAGAAAAAAGCAUAAGAGAUGUUUUAAAGACCAUGAACAAACCGUCUCCACUCCAUUACAUGUUGAAAUAUCGCCCUCUUCAUGUAAACUGGAGAAAAACGGCCAGACAAAGGUCAAAAAAAGACUGCAUAAUCCCAAUGAGACAUUUUUUGAUAUACGUUAAAUCAGAAUUGUAUUUUGUGAACUAUUUUUAGGUCUACAUAUUGUUUUGUAUGAAAGCAUUUUUUUGCUCAACGAUUUGGUGUUGAAUUUUUUUAGAAAUACAAUGUGUCGUAUGACCAGCCCUCUGACUCCUGACUACAUUAAUCAAUCAAAAAAUAUUACCAAUUGUAUGUUUCUAAAUGGGAAAUUAAUUAUAUGUUCCUUUUAGGAACCUUAAUGGGCAAUAGAAUGUAUACAUACAAAUUAUGUUCUCAUACUAUUUACUUC